UAGAUGUCCCCAUAAUACAACAACUCCAGGGAUACACCAUAGAAGAAAUAACCAGGAAGUUUCACACUUCAGCAUGAGGAGUUGUUACUGUUCUCCUGGAAGAAAUUAAUGGAGCAAAAAACAAGUUUGAUUUAAUACUUUUAUAAUCUCCCCUUAAAGUUGGAGGUGCAUUAGCUUUAAGGAUGGAUAAAGUGAUCAGCUGUUUCAAGAGGAGGCCAGACGCUGUGAGCAGGCUCAUAUGCUUCCCCUGGGCAGGUGGAGGAUCCAUUCACUAUGCAAGAUGGGGGAACGUCCUCAACAGCUCCAUAGAGGUUCUUGCUGUCAAACUUCCAGGCAGAGAGAGUCGAGCCAAAGAGCCUUUUUUCCACAACAUGCAGCAGAUCGUGGAGGAGGUUGUCGGCGUGUUGUUACCGGUGCUAAAAGAGAAGCCGUUUGCUCUCUUUGGCCACAGUUUUGGAGCCUUCACGAGUUUUGCUGUUGCAGACGCUCUGAAGAGAUUACACAAUGUGGAGCCGGUUCACAUCUUCCUGUCUGGAGCCUCUGCACCUUAUUCAGAGACCCGUAUCAACGCCCCGAAGAGAAGCGAGUUAUCAGAUGAAGAUUUUCUCAAGUGGAUGACUUCGACUGGAGGAACUCCUCCUGAGCUGCUGGCGAACCCUGAGGUCCUGAAGCUCUUCCUUCCUGCUCUGAAAGCCGACCUGCACGUUGUGGAGAACUACAGGUGCAACAAGCCAGACAAUCCAUUCCUCUCCUGCCCGGUCACGUGUUUUGACGGGAAGGACGACAUUCCCCAUGACUUACAAGCUUGGAAAGAAAUCACCUCUGGAGAUUUCACCAUCAGGAUGUUUGAUGGAGCUCACUUUUACCUGAAGGAUUCUGGAAAUGAAAAGUUAAUCAUAGAUUUUGUUACAAAGCAACUGGAAACCUCCGAAAUGGACUAUUUAUGAUGAAAUGCUUAUUGGGUCUGAAAAUCAAAACGUUUUUAUGGUUCAACCUGAUGGAAGUCAAUUCUGUUUACAUUUUAAAAGGAAUGACAGAAUAAGUUUUUAAUAUGUAAAAAAAAAGAACAAAUGAUUUAAAGAGUGAGUUUUCUUUCCAGCUGCGAACUUGAUUGUUGUGAAUCUUUCAAGUUCUUUCAUAUUCUACAGAAGACGAUUAGGGCCACUGGAAAAAUAUGCAAUUUUUUUUAAAUUCUGGGAUUAAAGUCAGAAUUAUGACAUUUUUCCUAGAGUUCUGAGGAUUUUUUUCCUGACAUUCAGGGAGAAAUAAGACAGAAAUUUGACAAAAAAGUCAGAAAAAUCUGAAAUCAAAGUCGGAAUUCUGACUUUUUUUUGAGAAGAAAAAUGUUUGUUCAUCUUAAUUUGUUUUUCUACUGGCCUAAUCUACUUCCAUACAUAUUCAGAGACUUUUAUUUUGAAAUUUUAUAUUGGAAGUGCGCGUUGUUUCCACUUCUCUUUACCGCACGUUUACUGUAAUCAUUCCCUGUAUGCAGUUGUUACCUGUGCAGAAGUCAAUGAUGGUCUCCUUACUACAAAAAAUACACCAUGUUGUAUAAUCCUGACUCUGCAAAGUAAAAAUUUCAAAUCCA
Messenger RNA from Notolabrus celidotus (New Zealand spotty), 1588 nucleotides. It is a transcript of the gene olah, whose product is annotated as oleoyl-ACP hydrolase. NCBI's taxonomy places the organism in Eukaryota, Metazoa, Chordata, Actinopteri, Labriformes, Labridae. The transcript is spliced from 7 exons. The coding region runs from base 183 to 947 and encodes 254 amino acids. Gene Ontology annotation, biological process: lipid biosynthetic process. The record is from RefSeq and is a predicted model, not a curated record.